Molecule: messenger RNA, 2178 nt
Organism: Cyclopterus lumpus (lumpfish)
Lineage: Eukaryota; Metazoa; Chordata; Actinopteri; Perciformes; Cyclopteridae
Gene: clu
Product: clusterin
Exons: 10
Coding region: 99-1463 (454 amino acids)
Source: RefSeq, a predicted model, not a curated record
AGACUGGGUCAGCUUCAGACGGUUCAGAGUCCCAGGAAACCAACAGAGGUUUUUUUUUAUCCCAUCAUUGCCUGCUGGCCCGGUGAGAGUCAGAGAGGAUGUUGAUGAUGAUGAUGAUGAUGAAGAAGAAGGGGUCCAAGUCUCUGGCUGUGGUGGCUCUUCUUCUGGCCUCAGUUAACUGUAUCCUUCCUCCAUCAAAAGAAGAUCUUAACCAGCUGUCACUCCAGGGAGAAAAGUAUCUGGGCAAACAGAUUGAAACCGCUGUUAACGGAGUGAAGGAGAUGAAGAGCGUGAUGCAGAAAUCCUCAGAGGACCACCAGAGGUUCUUGGACGUUCUGGAGAAAACCAAGGAGCAGAAAGAGGAAGCAAUACUUAUGGCUCAAGAGAUGGAGGCCAAGCUGGAGCAGGAGCAGGAGGUUUGUAACGAGACCAUGAGGGCUCUGUGGGAGGAGUGUAAGCCCUGUCUGAAGAACACCUGCGUGAAGUACUACUCCCAAACAUGCAGCAGUGGAUCUGGACUGGUGGGCCGCCAGCUGGAGCAGGUGCUGAACACAAUGUCUCCCUUCUCCAUCUGGAUCAACGGGGAGAACAUAGACGUCCUGGAGCAGGAGGGGCAGCGUCAACGCAAAGAGUUCAAGAACCUGCAAGACAAAUUCACCGAGAUGACCGAUGUUGUGGACAACAUGUUCUCAGAGAGUAUGAAGGUGGCCGAUCAUGUGCACUACAACCCUCCAGUGUUCUUUUUUCCCAAUUUCCUGGCACCGAGGCGAAGCGUUCGCUCUCUCUUCCACGAUCCGCUCCACGGCUUCCAGGACUUGUUCUCCCCCAUGAUGGACAUGGGCAGGAACCUGUUCAGCUCUAUGGGCUCCAUGGUGGACGUCCACCCAGACACAGCUCCCGAUGAAGACGGCAGCGUGAACGAGGACGUGGUCAUCACCAAACCUUUUGCCAACGGCAGGAUGACCUGCAGAGAGAUUCGCCGCAACUCAGCCGGCUGCCUCAAGUUCCGCGAAGAGUGUCAGAAAUGCAAAGAGAUCCAGCAUAUCGACUGCUCCGGGAUGAGACCUCUGGAGGGUCCUCUGAAGGAGGAGCUGGAGGAGGCGUUGGCCAUGGCCGAGCGCUUCACUCAGCAGUACAGCCGCCUCCUGAAGACGUUCAAGGAGCAGAUGUUCAACACCUCCUCGACCCUGGAUCAGCUCAACAGGGAGUUCGGCUGGGUGUCGUCUCUGGCGAACAGCACCAGCACCAAGGACGACGUCUUCCGGGUUCACAUGGUUAACAGCACAAACACUGAGAGGGAAACUCUGCCUGGAGAAACAAAUGUGUCCGUGCAGCUCUUCGACUCUCCACCCUUGAUCUUCAGCGUGCACAGCGACAUCCCCUGGACCGACCCCAAGUUCUCCGAGGUGGUGGCCCAGGAGGCUCUGGACCGCUACAAGGAAACCAGCAUUGUGGUCAAAUAAAGUCUCAACCCGCGCUGUCUCGCUGACAAGUUAAUGUUCUGGACUCAUCGACACACACGAGCGACACCCGACGAUAAACAGACGUGAGAAGAAAUCAAACCUGAAGGCAACACUGGUUCUGUUGGAAACGCUCUUCAAGUCCUGCUUUUGCAAACAACUCAGUUUAACGUGGAAGAUGUAUAUCGUCACAUUAGAGCUCUUUGUCCCGCUGUAAGAGAAGAUGUUCAGUAGAGGUAGAUAGCAGGCCUACUCAUGUCUAUAGUACCUUCAUCAUAAAGGCCUUCAAACAUGUGAGCUGGCUUUGCAAAAAGGGGCCAUAGUACUUAAAUAAGUUCUGCUAGCAUUUCUGUUCAAAUUCAAAAGGUGUGUUUAUCAAAUCUGAAAGGCCUUUUUUCUCUGCAUUCAGCCUUUCUAUCGCAUGAAGAAUAAAAACUGAUAUUUAUUUUGCCACAAUAGAACAAACAUUUGGUUUGUUGCAAAGAUUUGUAGAAAACUAAAGUUUAGAGCAAGUGGAUUUCAGCCGUUUCAGUGACUACAAAGACCUGAUCUCCCCUUGUGUAGGUCUCUAUGUAGCUGUGAUCGGAGUUGGUUGGUUUGCUGGUGGAGAGAUUUAAAGUUGGGGAAUAAGAGUUGAUUAUGUUCAGGAUUGCUUUGAGCCCCUCUGUACAAGAGUCUAUCGUGAAAGAAUAGAGAUUAAUAAAACCUGCUCAACCUA